AUUUCUUAUCAAAGAAAUGAGUGAAAUAUGGUUGCCUUUUAUAUUAUGAGUCCAUAGUUAUUUAUAUUUGACAUUUUCGUCGUUUAUAUAUGAGAUCGGUUGGAGUAGUGGUGUCUUUGUGUGUUUAGUCCGAUUAUGACUCGUUAAUAUAUUUCGAAUUUUAUUAUAUUUGGUCGCUGGUUCCCACACUAAAACUAAAGAUUUAAAAACUAUACCCAAAUUUGUUUUUGAAAAUCUAUCCCCAGCACUGAUAUUAGUCGCGCACAGCAACGACUAAUAUAACAUACACCCAUCAUGAAUUUGAAUAGUCUGACCAAAAUCCGACGGUUGAUCCCGCAAUUAUCCACCGCUAGCAGUGUCGUCGUAUUGGUGUUAUUAAUCGCCACCAGCGUUUUCUACUUCAUAUGUUAUUCCAACAUGUUUUAUGAGCAGAGGUUCCAAUCUAUUAGGAAUGUGAUGGCAGAUGGCAGCAACAAUGAUACUGUCAAACUUUCAUGUGACAACAAGUAUCUGAAUAAAACGAUCGAUUUUCUAUACCAAGAGAAACAAAUUCUAGAAGGGAAAAUAAAUGUUUGCCAAAACGAGAUACUAAGCCUGAAAAAAACAUUGCAAAAUGAGAAAGAAAAGGAAAUUCUUAUAAAAGCCAACAACAACGCUUCAACUACAGUUUCACUCGAUCGAAAGUUAUUCAAUUACAUGGCGACACAUUUGCGGAACACGCCCUACCCAGGAGCGGAAAACUACACCCGGUACACGGUGGCACGCCUAGGCAUGUUGCCAUUGGCCGGAAUCGAACCACUCAAACCGGAAUACGGUCCCGUGAUUAAUAAUUUUACGUCGUUUCGGUAUCCCAUCACCAUUUCGCCGUGUCAAAAAGUGAAAACAGAUUAUCCAAGUGUUUUUAUCGCUGUCGUAUCGGCCCCGGAUAAUUUCGAGAAGCGAAACAUAAUCCGACAGACGUGGCGAACUCAUUUCAAUCUCGACAAUCACAGCACCCAAAAUAAAUUAUUGAUGAACAUUACCGGAUUCGCUUUCAUUUUAGGAUUGGCCGACAAAAAUGUAACGCAAAUCAAAAUCGAAGAAGAAAGCAAAACUCACAAAGACAUCCUUCAAAUUGAAAUCCCUGACAUCUACUAUAGAUUGGCUGUCAAAGUGGCUGGCCUUUUCAAUUGGCUGCACAGAUACUGCGCACAAAUUGAUUUUCUACUGAAGGUGGACGACGAUGUCUACGUCAAUGUGCGCAAUCUAGCUCAUUUCGUUAACGAGCAGAAGGUUCAACUGUCCAUCAAUCAAUCGUUGUUCGGUUCCUACAUUGGUUACGGUAGAGACUACAUUCCUGACCGCGGAAAACAUUUGAUGUCAUACGAGGAGUGGCCAUGGACUAGAUUUCCUCGUUUUUUUAAUGGGCCGGGUGUGGUCAUUUCCGGGAAUUCAAUUCUUUCGUUAUUGGCUGCUAUGCAAACGACGCCUAUAAUGACGUCUGAUGACGUUUAUUACAUCGGUAUUUGUACAGAAAAAACGAACAUCACUCUUCAUUUUUCUUCCAAAUCGACCAGGAUAUAUGCCAUUUAUUCUUCCAACAGCGUCUUCUCGAUGGAAUGCCCCGACUUAUCCCGACCCUGCAAUCUCCGUCUUUUUGUUUCAUGGCUGACUUCUUCGGGCAGUUUAAUGAAUCAGUCUCACGUGGCUAUUGAAGACUUUUAUCAAAAUAAAACCCAAUGCGUCGUCAGCAGCACCGGAUCAAACGGUACCAAUACGACAAUCAACCCAAAUGAACCCGUUCAUUUUGACUUUGAUCCGUAUUUUCACCCAUCCGUUUAGCCACAGCGCAAUCAAGUGAUAUGGGAAAAUACAUUGUUGGUUAACAGAUA
This is a messenger RNA of Daphnia pulicaria, 1871 nucleotides long. Its product is annotated as lactosylceramide 1,3-N-acetyl-beta-D-glucosaminyltransferase-like. The transcript has 4 exons. Gene Ontology annotation, cellular component: membrane. The record is from RefSeq and is a predicted model, not a curated record. The coding region runs from base 295 to 1821 and encodes 508 amino acids. Gene Ontology annotation, molecular function: hexosyltransferase activity. Lineage: Eukaryota; Metazoa; Arthropoda; Branchiopoda; Diplostraca; Daphniidae.